Leptidea sinapis is the source of this 8384-nucleotide messenger RNA. It is a transcript of the gene mbt, whose product is annotated as serine/threonine-protein kinase PAK mbt. NCBI's taxonomy places the organism in Eukaryota, Metazoa, Arthropoda, Insecta, Lepidoptera, Pieridae. The record is from RefSeq and is a predicted model, not a curated record. Gene Ontology annotation, biological process: regulation of MAPK cascade; intracellular signal transduction; protein phosphorylation. Gene Ontology annotation, cellular component: cytoplasm. The transcript is spliced from 11 exons. Gene Ontology annotation, molecular function: ATP binding; protein serine/threonine kinase activity. Bases 389 to 2053 code for a protein of 554 amino acids.
GUAAUUCAUAUUUUACUAUUUCCUCUACUACUAGGUAAUUCGUAAAUCGUAAUCUUAUUUUAUUUGAUGUUUUGACUUUAGAGGUGUGCGAAGUGUGGAUUUUGCUUCCUUUCGGUUCCAGUUUAUUUAAAUGCAUUUUUUUAUAAAAAAUUGUAUGGUGAAAUAUUAAAUUUUGUAAAUAAUGAAGAAGGUACAAAAUACCAUGUUUAGUUGAGUAUAUUUUAACUGAAAUGAGAGCAAAUUGUGUCAGCCGCGACAGGUACGGAAUAAUUAAUUUGUGACAUGGGCAUGGCAGGAAUUUCAUGGAAGUGAAAUCGGUAAUUUAGAAGUGUUGAUUUCGUUACCAGAGAAAUUGUUAUUAUUUUUUUAAAGGAGAGUUUCUAUCAAAAUGUUCUCAAAGAAGAAGAAGAAGCCUCUGAUAUCACCACCAAGUAACUUUGAACACCGAGUUCACACAGGCUUUGAUAAAAGAGAAAACAAAUUUGUUGGGCUUCCAUUACAAUGGGCGUCACUUGUUGGUAAUAAUCAGAUAUUGAAAUCAACUAACAGACCUGUUCCAUUGGUGGACCCAUCUGAAAUCACCCCAACUGAAAUAUUAGACUUGAAAACAGUAGUGAGAGGUGACCACAGAACUUCAUCAGUGGCAGCAAUAUCCAGACCAACAUCUACUAACCCAAUUCCACCACCAGUACAAAAUGGUGUCACACUCCCGAAAACUUCCAAUGUUGCUCGCUCUAAUUCACUCAGGAGCAGUAGUCCUCCUAGGAUAAGAAGAAAUCAACCGAAUAUACCUCCAUCAGUGCCUGAAGAAUCACCACCUUUGCCCCCAGCACCACAGUAUCCCACAUUACGACGUGAGCAAAGCAAUUACACUUUAAACCAACCGAUUAUAGAAUCACCUGUUGAAUGGUCCCAACAUGCGCAUGAAGCAACAAUUAGGGCGAUAAACGAAUCUAAUGACUAUCAAGCUAAUAUGACAUAUCAGAAUAUACAGAAUGCUAAUGUGCCUUAUCAACACAACCAUUCAGCUCAACUACCCACAGGCAACAACCAGGUCGGAGUAAAUGGAAAUAAUGCAAAUAUAGGUGAAGCAUAUCAGGGAGCUGUGAGGCAUCAAUAUCCACCAGCUCCGUCAAUACCUCCCCACCUACCCCUGACUGCCUCUAAGCAUGAGCUACGACUGACACAUGAACAGUUCCGGGCAGCUCUCCGUCUGGUGGUAAGCGAAGGUGAUCCCCGAGAAACCCUGACCGGGUUUACGAAGAUCGGUAAGGGCAGCACAGGUGUGGUGUGCGUGGCAACAGACACGAGAACGCGGCGCAGGGUCGCUGUCAAAAUGAUGCAUCUGAGACACCAGCAGAGACGGGAGCUGUUAUUCAAUGAAGUGGUGAUAAUGCGCGACUACCCUCACCCGAACAUAGUCGAGAUGUACGCGUCGUACCUGGUCGCUAACGAGCUGUGGGUCGUAAUGGAGUACAUGGCCGGCGCGUCGCUCACACAGAUCGUUACUCGCGCCAGGAUGGACCCGGAACAGAUAGCCACCGUCUGUAAGCAGUGCUUGAAGGCUCUAGCAUUUUUACACGGACAAGGAGUCAUUCACCGAGACAUAAAAUCAGAUUCCAUUCUUAUAACAUCAGAUGGACGUGUCAAACUAUCAGACUUUGGAUUUUGUGCGCAAGUUUCACAGGAAUUACCAAAGCGUAAAUCUCUAGUGGGAACACCGUAUUGGAUGUCUCCAGAAGUUGUAUCCAGAUUACCAUAUGGUCCUGAAGUUGAUGUCUGGUCGCUUGGCAUUAUGGUCAUUGAGAUGAUAGAUGGGGAACCGCCAUUCUUCAAUGAACCACCAUUGCAGGCGAUGCGUCGUAUCCGCGACAUGCCUCCGCCGCGGCCGCGCGGGGCGUCUCGCUCGCCCGCCGACCUGCUCGGGUUCCUGGAGUGCGCGCUGGUGCGGGACCCGGCGCAGAGACACACGGCCGCCGCGCUGCUGCACCACCCCUUCCUGCGGCGAGCUGGCCCGCCCGCGCUGCUGGUGCCGCUCAUGGAAGCGCCAUGAUUAUCACGAACACAAAAUUUAACAACGACGAUACGAAAAGGUGUUGAAGUAUGUUACAUCAUAUUUAUUCUGAGUACUUAUUAUAAUAACUAUUUCUUACUAAAAAUUUAAAUUUCUUACAAACAUGACAAGUAUAUAAUCCACCGACUUACUAUAGUGCUAUAUAUUACUCUAUAUACGUCUACUAUCUCACUCGAAUCAGAAGAAAUUCUGUUAAUACUAUGACGUUAUAAAACUGACUGCUGAACUACGAGAGGAGAGAUUAGACCUGAAGGUAUGAGUUGUUUCAUUCAAUGACGUUCUAUACAUUAUAGACAAAGCACGUCGUAUAAAAACUUUAGUUAAAACGUGGAACAUGACAGAAAUUAUAAUAUAAUAAUAAUCUUCUAUACAUUGCCGCAUUUACUCCAGUUGUUUAAAAUAAUCUUGGUGAAUAAGUAGCAAUGUAAUACAUUUAUUCAGUUCCGGUUGCGUACGUUCAAUUUAGAACCUGAUUCGGACAGUGACAGCUGUUGACACAUGACUAAGGAGAAAAGUAUGUUUACAUUAUCUUUAAGAACACUUUUGUCGUUCCGCUAUCAGACUGCGUGCAUAUCAUAUAUGUCGAAAUAUAUGUAUAGAACAUCGUUGGUUUCAUACAAUCGUUUAAUGAAUUAGUAAAUAAGUUCUUAUAAUGGUAUUACCUUGUAACUUCUUGUAGAAUAGUGGGAGUAUAUUGACUUAUUAUUGUGUACUUCAGUAGGUACACAGGAAGAUACAGUUUAGGUCAGUCUUCAAUUAUAAGUUUAAAUCAAGUCGAACAGGAAGGGAAUUCAACAUACAACACUAUCUUCUUAAAUACUUUUACCUUUUUGCUUACCAAAAUAAUAUUUGAAUGUAUAAUUCUGUUUAGUUAACUUAUUAAUAUUAUAAUUCAAAUUGAAAUAACGAUGUAACGCGCUUACUAUAAAUUGCUUUUGGACGGUUUUGCGAGCAUGCCACCUAUCUCUUUUACUUGGUAUUAGGAUUACCAAGCCUCAACCGUGUGUCAUCAAUCUGUUUUGAAUGUAUGGCCUAAAGGAGAUCAUUUAACAGAAUAACUAGUUAUAAUGUUUUAUGAUCUUUAAUGCAUUACUUUUAAUGAUAAUGAAAUGUACAUAAAUCACAUACACUAAAAUGUUAAUAACCUCUUUUUCUAAAUACAUUUCUUCUGAUUGAAUCCUAAAAAGAAACAAUCCCCUCUGGAGGUGAUCACUUACCGCUAGCACACACGUUUCAGCUCUGUUCAAUAAACCUGAUUCACGACUUGAUGUUUUUGAUGUGCUUAAGUUGCGAACUCUUCUCUCUUGCGAGUCUCUCAACGUCUGUGUGUUCAUUGAUAUGAAUGAAAUACUUGUCUAUCUACAUUUUUGUAUAAAUAAUUUAAUAUCUUUAUGUUAAGAAUUAAUUAUAGUUAAUCAAUUAAUUUUUGUUUUAUAAUUGCUAGCUAGUUGUAUUUAUUGAACCUUGUAUUUUGAGGUUAUAUAUUAAAUGUAUCUGUAAUAUUUAAUAAGCGCUUCUUGCAAACCUUCCCAGUGAAUCAUUCCAUUGCAUUAUCUCAUUCCAUAUUAUGUAAAUGGACUGGAAAUAAUUUCGUAUUUUCUAUAAUAUUAGAAGUAUUUUAAUUGUUGGUUAUUCGAAGUCUCUUAGUAUGUAACACAAAUGCCUUAACCAGUAAUCAUACUAAGACCCCGUCCAAUAUUUUUUCUAAUAAUAUAUAAAAUAUAUUAUGUAACCCAGUUGCAAAAUAGAGACAUACAUAAACGAAUUUAAAAUGGCGACUGUUAAAAUGUCAUCUCGAGCCCUGUCAUUGAAUAUAUAAAUGUAAGAAUAAAUACGCGACGGUUUUUCGCGCAUUAGAUUCGUUUGUAGUAUUAUUAAAAAUUAGCUAUAAUUUGGAAUAUGGAGGAAAUGGGCUAUGAAAUCACUUAUUCAAAGUCAAAAAUUACCCAUUUGAAAAAGUAUGCGUCAGAUCUGCGAAGAACGGGCGAAAGAAACUCAGCGGGAUUUAUUAUUUCAUAAAAAUGUUAAAAUAUAUUACCAUCAAAUUUAUUAUUCAAUAGCCUGAGGGAGGUCGCUCCAUUCCUAAACUGUGUUAUCAUUAAGCAAGUCAUACUGUAUGUUACAGCAAGUAACCUUUAACACACAAGCUUUUUUAACGUUUCUUUGAAUUUCAUUUGUAAAAAGCAUAUACAUCGCCGGACAAAAGACGUACUAAUUCGACUUGGCCGAGUAGUAGGCAUGAUGAUAAAUAAACUCCAAGAUCUGCAAGAAUAUAAUGAAUUGUUUGAAACUUUAUAAACUUAAUAUCCACUAUUUGCAUUAUGUCGCCAUUUUCAAAUUGUUUCUGUAAUAUAUUGCAACAUAUAAGAGGCCUUAAUUAGUUAUAAAUCAAUUCGGCGAAUAAAAUUAAUGAUUAUUUUUAAAAUUGUGGGUUAGUGAUAUAUUUAGAAAUUAGUUAGUGCCAGAUUCAGUGCCUUGGUGUUAAAUGUAAUCAGUAUUAAACAUGUUCAUACAAAGUGUUGAAUAUAUUUUGUAUUUACUUCUUAAUCAUGUUGCGUGUCUAUUUGUUAUACACUAUUUUAUCGUAUUUAUACAAUUUAAUCGUUUAAAUUUGGCUUUAAAUUAUAUUAAACUAACGAUAAGUAUUCUAUACACUUUCGGCCUCACAAAUGAACUUGGCAUAAAGUUAUACCCAAAAAUAUGGAAAAGCGAUAUACGCUGACACUACUGUUAAUACAAUGAAAGUUUGAAGUUUUCUGUCCGAAUGUAAACGUGGGAAACGUUGCACGUCCGAAUAAACAAACUAUAUGCAAAAUGUAUUUUUGUAAGCAUUUUGCAUAUAUGUAGGUACUUGGUUUAUUCUCAGUUAUAACUUUAUGCCAAUUUUAUUUGUAAGGCCGUGUUUGUGUGUGUAAAUGAAUUUGAUUGGAUCAUGUCGUUUAUCUUUCCUCCGAUAGGUUUAAUCGUUUAUUCGUAUUUAUUCAAUCCAUUAAUUAUUAACGAUAUUAAAUUCAAAUUUUUAGUCCAAUUUUUCACCUUCAAGUUCAGUGCAAACAGUUUGAGACUUAGUUUUUUAUACUCAACUUCAGAUAAAUUCACAUCACAAUGAAAUUAAACUGUCUCGCCUUAAAUAUGCAAAUUUAUUUGUAGCAAAUAUAUUUUUAUUUAAAUUAAACGUUAUUUUUGCAGUAUAUACAAGGUAUUCAUUAUUAACUUCAUUCUGUAUAAUAUAUGUUUUCUAAAUUGGAUUGUGUUAUGAUUAUUAAUAUACAGUUUAUGCUCUUUAUUCGCGGGGUAUAUUAUCCUUACUGCCGCGAAUACAGAAAUCGUGAAUAGUCAUUUAAUGGGAGUAUACUUUCUAGGGGACAUUCCUAGAUGAAAAUAAUUAUAUAGAACAAAUACAGAAAAAAAAAAUUGAAGUUUUUGACCAUAUUACGAUAUUAAUUAUUUUCAGGCUGCGACAAUGGUUUAAAGAUUUUUUUAUUUUUUUUUGCUUGGCAGUUUUUAAAGUUUUUUCAAUCGGUUGUAAUCAAGUCUAUUAUCCUUUUUUGUUAGUCCAUUCACGACGCGUUUAAAAAAGGAUAUUGGGUUGGAUACAUAUUGGAAUCCUUUUUAUUAGAAUGUAAGUAUAAUAAAUAGCUUUUCAUAUACUUGCUUCGAAAAUGUAUUUACGUAUGCUGUGUCAUUUAAAAAGUUACAAAUUACGUAUCAUAUAACGAAAUGUGAGGUAAAAUAGGCACUUAGGUGAGUACCGCACUAGUUGUAUUGUUCAAUGCGUAUCUUAUAAAGCUUUUUUAAAUAUUAAUGAAAAAUAUAAGAAUUCAACCAAGGAGGUUCGCAUUAAGAGAAUAACUAGAUUAAAUGUUCGAACCUCCUUGCUCAAUGCAUUGUCUCACAUUAAUACCAAAGAGAAAGUGAGACGUAAGAGCCUAUUAUUUUCUAACAGGCGUACAUGGCGCCAUUUGCGGAUCUGUGUUUUUUUUUUCACGACAUUAGAAACAAUUAUUAUUACAACUUUCCCACUGAUAUUUACAUAUAAAGUUUGUUAUAUCACCUGCACUGCACUGUUUUCUCAUAAAUGCAUUGAAAAUCGUUGUAUGACACAAUUUCUAUAUUUACUAACUUGUCACUAUGGUAAGGCCGAGAUGAAAACUAUAUUUUAAUUACGAGUCUCGUCUGUAUCAUGUACUGUUACAUCGUUGGGGGAGAAAAGCGGAAGGAAAUUAAUAUACAAAUUGAUCCGAUUUGAGUGGCUUUUAUAAAUCAGAUAAGCGUAGUGAUCCACUGAUUACUGUGACAAUGUAAUAAUAACUGUAAACUGGAGCCUUUACUUAUCACAUUCCAAGUGUUAUUGUUGUUGUAACUUAUGUAUCUCUAAAUAUUAUAUCAACUUAACGUUUAUUAUUGUUAAUAUCGUGUUUUACACUCGCGUUGAUGAUAUCUGUAUUGUAAUGUUUAUUUACACUAUGAUAUAUUAUAUGAGGUAGCUUGAUAUUGUUUCGAUUAUUGUCGCCUUAGAUCAUUUAUAUGUUUAGAUAGACUGUGAACACGUCAAAAUAGCGGCGAACUGUUUUUAUUUUCAGAAACGCACGCGCACUGAAAUAAAUUGAAAUACGUAUCGCGAGUGUAAGAGGUAGCUUGUCACGUACAUUAGUGGAAUAAACCUGGCUGGUGUUGUGUUGUUUGACAGCACGAGGAUGUUUCUAGAUUCUAGAUGUAUAAUGUGAACCGAUUUAUUUGAUGACGAUUUCCUUAUGAUAUAUGUGGUUGAAGAUGAAUUUAAUUUACUUAAAUCUCUGUAAAAAUCGUUGUUUUUACUUAUUUUACACUAGGUUUGGUAGUUUUAGAUAUGCCGAAAACUUUUAGUAUGCAAGUAUUGGUAGACCUACGACCUUAGUUUGUCAGUUUAGAAAUGACGAAUAAAGAAGGUUAUGACGCACCGAGAUACUUUUGAUGAAAGGCCUUGAGAUAUCGUGCCGUGAUAACUUGAAAAUCGCGUGGCUAAUUGCCGUUCCCAAUAUAGGUACUAUCUACAGAUAGAGAUAAAUUAUUACCUUCUACUGUCAGUAAUCUGAAGCUGUCCCAAUAUACCCUAUAAGUCAUUCUUAUCGCCUUAUAUUGGGACGCGUGAAUCGCAAUUUCCAUACAAACUUCUAUCGCUGGUAAGCUAUACGUUGUCCCAUUGACAGACAGCGUGUACGGAUAAGUCCUUAUACGCGAGUACUUAUAUUGGGACGCGUGAAUCGCAAUUUCCAUACAAACUUCUAUCGCUGGUAAGCUUUACGUUGUCCCAUUGACAGACACCGUAUACGGAUGAAUUACCCUGGAUAAGUUUAUUGGAACAGAAAAGUCAACGAUAGUUACGAUUUUUUAUCUUAAGUAAGCCACAACCGGGGAUAGACUGAAUAUUGUGAAUGGCCGUUAGUAAGCUUUAGUUGAUGCAGCGCAAGCUGGUAUAUAUUUAACCAGUGACUUUUACUUUUACUAUCCAAUGCUAAAAUAUAUCUAUAUAAGUGACUUGCCCUCGCCAUCUAAACAGGGCUUGGCCAAUAUUGCGCUAAUGCUUUAAGGUGUCAUGUGGAGGAUAUAACAAGAGCGGUACUGCCACUGUUGCGUUCUCGCUCGCACUCAUCGGGCGUCCUUGUGACAAAAUUAACAAAAAACAAUCACGAUUAACAACCAACCAUGAACGAUUGGAAUAUUGACAUUGACGUAAAAUGUCAAUUUACUAUCAAAUAAAAUACUGUCUUAAGUAACUAAGCUCAUGCCAUUUGAUAUUCGCAAUUGUGACUGUGUUCGUAUAUACUAUAUAUAUAUAUAUAUAUAUAGUAUACAUAUAUAUGUAUAUAUAUAUAUUAUACUAGUAUGAAUUCCAAAAUAAUUGUAAAUUCUCCGUGUCCAUAUAAUUGGGCACAAAACGUUGCUUGUACUUUGUAUGCGCAUGUCAUUAACAGUAAAAUUCAAACGACUAUCAUAAUAUGCCACUUGUUUAUAAUAUAUGCAGAAACUACGGAGCUUAAAAAAUAUUUUACCUUUUAUUCCUGUACUUAUAUUGGGCACGUUUUAUUUCGCCUUUAAAUCAAUUAAUGUUUAAGUAUAUAAGGGUUUAUGCUGAGUUUGCCGUAUGUAAUGAUUCCGUCUAACGUAUUUAGUAUUCUGUGAGUUGUUAGCACUCUUGCACCGGAUUGUUUCAUCACAAUGCACACGUUGGAAAUAGAAGUGUUCGCUAGGUAUAGAUAUGCCAAAUAUAUUGUAAUUUAUCCCAUUGUUAAGAACUGUUAUAAUAUAUAGAUUUUUGAAGAAACUAAAA